UGUUAACCACAAAUUCUCCGGACUCUGCGGUUUCCGUUACAAAAGCAUACGUGGCCCUCUGUCCGCUCUCUUCCUUCCUAUUUAACGGGUUUGCCCCUUCUGCUCUUUCCUCCGGUUCCUACAGUUACACACACUCUCCGUCUAUCUCUCUCUCUCCUCUUCUUCCCAACAUAAAACAUACUCAAGAAGUUCUCUCUCUCUUGGAAUCUGAAUUUUCCGGCGACCACCACUUCGUCUCCGAUAAGUAGUCGAUUGGUUUUCCGGUUACCCGAUAAAGUUUUUUUUUUUUUUGGAACUUUUAUUGAACCGGAAGCAGGAUUGUUUUCGGGAAGGGUUUGUGAAAUCAUUUGUUUGGUUUUCUCGAAAUUGUCCGAUUGAACUUUGUGUUUCGAACUGUGAAGGUUGUAAUCCGAGGCUGUAAUUUGAGCUUGGUUAUGGUUAGCUUCUUUCUUAAACUAGCGAAAAGCUUUCGUAGAAGUUGAAGUGAUAAUCGGAAUUGAAACUUUGUUUUUGGUUAAAGUUCUGGAAGGUUUGGUACUGGCUCUGGAACUUUCUAUGCGAAGCUAGGGUUUUUGGUUCGCGGGUUUACAGCUUCUUUCCUAGAGCUUCUCUUGGUUCGUUUACUUGUACGGAAGUGUAUUUCCGGAGCAUUUGGAAUACUUUCAUUUGAAUUUUCGCUUGGAAGCUAGGGUUUUUUCAUUUGAAAUUCCUGUAAAGACGAACAAAAUCGGAAGUUGUUGCGACUUGAAACGAAAAGGGUUUGGCUUGUCGUUGGUGAUGUUGAUAGUUCUUUGCUUUUCCGUGUUUGACGAUUUGAAAUGUGCUGUUUCUGUUCAAGAAUUGAACAUUGAUUGUUUUGGAAAUCAUUGAGUUUUGGUAGUUCGGAAAGCUUAAAAGAAAAAUUAUCUGUACUAUGGACAUCGAUUCUAUGGGCGAUAGUACUUGUUUGGAUCCUGAUUUGUUGCAUCUUCCAGAGUUGUCUCCGUUUGCGCUAAAACCGAGCCCUCAAAUUGCUGACAAUUUGUUUUCUCAGUGGCUUUCCCUUCCCGAAACUGGGCGGCUGGUGAAAUCUUUGAUUGAUGAGGCAAAGGCUGGCACUCCUUUCAAUGCCCUCUCGAAUACGAUUAGCCCGAAUUCCGCCGGUGGCAACACCUUGCCAUCGGUGUUUCCUGCCGGCAGCACCCCGCCACUUUCUCCUAGAAGUUCUUCUGGUUCUCCGCGCUUUUCAAAGCAGCGAAGCAGUCCUCCUCUUGGCUCUCCGCUAAAGUUGGUCCCUGAACCAGCGCGAGAAGUCAUUCCUCAGUUCUAUUUCCAGAAUGGUCGGCCUCCACCGAAGGGACUAAAGGAACAGUGUUUUUCUAGGGUGGACGAAUUUUUCUUGAAACAUAAUGACGGAUUGCGAAUGCAUGAGUUUAAGCCAAUUACGAAGGAAAUAUGCAAACUUCCAACACUUUUCUCCUCUGCGCUUUUCAGGAAGAUCGAUACUGAAUGCUCCGGGAUGGUGACCAGGGAUGCUUUCAUUAAAUACUUGGUUGAUGGCAAUAUGCUGAUUAUGGAUACAGAGACUAAGAUAUUUAAACUUUUGAAGCAGCCAAACUGCAAUUAUCUUUCUCAGGUAGACUUCAAACCUGUUAUUCAAGAGCUUUUGGCAACCCAUCUGGGGCUGGAAUUCUUAAAGGGCACACCUGAAUUUCAAGAAAGAUAUGCUGAGACUGUCAUAUAUAGGAUAUUUUACUACGUAAAUCGAUCAGCAAAUGGCCGUCUUACCCUUAGAGAGCUGAAGCGAGGAAAUUUGAUAGCUGCAAUGCAACGUGUGGAUGAGGAAGACGAUAUUAACAAAGUUCUGAGAUACUUUUCUUAUGAACAUUUUUACGUUAUAUACUGUAAAUUCUGGGAGCUGGACGCAGACCAUGAUUUCUUGAUUGACAAAGAGAACCUCAUCAAAUAUGGUAAUCAUGCCCUUACCUACAGGAUCAUUGAUAGAAUAUUUUCACAGGCCCCACGGAAGUUUAGUAGCAAGAUUGAGGGGAAGAUGGGUUACGAAGAUUUUGUAUACUUUAUACUAUCAGAGGAGGAUAAGUCAACUGAGCCUAGCCUCGAGUAUUGGUUCAAGUGCAUAGAUCUGGAUGAGAAUGGAGUCCUGACAUCCAAUGAAAUGCAGUACUUUUAUGAGGAGCAGCUGCACCGUAUGGAAUGCAUGGGCCAAGAACCUGUUUUGUUCGAGGAUAUUCGAUGUCAAAUAGUUGAUAUGAUUGCACCGGAGAGGGAAGACUCUAUUACGCUACAUGACUUGAAACAGAGCAAACUUUCAGGAAACGUCUUCAAUAUCCUUUUCAAUCUUAACAAGUUUAUAUCUUUUGAAUGCCGUGAUCAAUCUCUCAUUCGACAGGAACGUGAUGAUCCCUCCUUGACAGAGUGGGACCGCUUUGCACAUAGAGAAUAUCUCAGGCUCUCUAUGGAAGAAGAUGGUGAAGAUGCCUCCAAUGGAAGUAUAGAAGUUUGGGAUGAAUCUUUUGAGGCUCCAUUUUAGUUCAAGGAGAUUCCUGUAGGAUGGAUACCUUGAUGCUUCACAGAAGUUGUUCAUUUAAUGAAGAAACGCUGUCGCUUGGAAAUUCUCCAUGGAAGUCAUGAGGGAUGGUAGCUCUUGCUGCUCACCUUUGUUGGACAAUAUGCGGGCUUGGGUGAAAACGGGAGGAGUCGGGCUGAACUGCACAGAGGUAGAGGCAAAAACUGAAGAGCAGCUCUAUCGUUGGCUUGGUUCCUCCAUUUUUUCUCUAGGAAGAAAUUAAUAAGUUCUUACAGGUGAGUGCGGCUUGGAUCGUAGUAGUUGGAAGCUCUAUGUUGGCCUCAUCCUCUUAUCUUUCUAUGUUCUUUUAUUGGAUUUAUGGUUUUGGAAAACUGAAAAAGAAUUGAGGUCGCCAAAGAAUAUGAACUGUGAUGUACACAAUAGAGCAUCCUGGUUUUGAAGGAUUCUGGAAUCGGCUUUUGUAUCAGAGUGUGCGCGAGUAAUUCACUAGUCCUCGUCUUUUGCAUAUAAAUAAGCAAAAACAAGGUGUCAUUAGUGGUUGUUUGUUUUCGGUCUUAAUAGACGAAUAGUAUUUUUGUUUAUAAAUAUGCGAAUUGACUUUUGCGUCUGAAACCAGAUCAUUGGUAUUGGUAUAAUGAUCCCAGCAAAAGGAAAAAUAAUAAUAAUAAUAAUAAAACAAGUACUUGCUCUAUCAUUGAUCUGGGAGAGAAAAAA
Messenger RNA from Morus notabilis, 3241 nucleotides. Its product is annotated as serine/threonine protein phosphatase 2A regulatory subunit B''alpha. Gene Ontology annotation, molecular function: protein phosphatase regulator activity; calcium ion binding. Gene Ontology annotation, biological process: protein dephosphorylation. The transcript is spliced from 13 exons. Lineage: Eukaryota; Viridiplantae; Streptophyta; Magnoliopsida; Rosales; Moraceae. Gene Ontology annotation, cellular component: protein phosphatase type 2A complex. The record is from RefSeq and is a predicted model, not a curated record. The coding region runs from base 914 to 2530 and encodes 538 amino acids.